AUGAAUAUGAGCCAUCCAACUUGGGACGACAUAUCCAAGGUGAUAUCUGGUAGGUGCUCAAGCCGCCUUGAACAUCAAUUGCAUGGCAUACUGGAUGCCUGGCUCACAUCGCUCUUGAAUCACGCCGUGCAGCUUCACCAAGCCCUUCCUCACCCUUCAGACCAGUCCAUCCAGCAUGGUAUGACGAAGAUAUCGACAUCACGGACUUCGGCCCAUCUCCACUGCAUGAUCGCAUCAGAUUGGUCAAGUGUAGCGUUUGUGGAAGGACAGUUCUCAAAGAUGCCUGGGUAUUUCACACAAGUGAGCAUACAUGCAGGCGCCAUUGGCCUCGUAACCCCAGCUCGACGCGGUACGUUGACAGUGUAGCGAUGAAAUCGACUGCAAACUCCAUACAGAGAACUGUGCUAUCGCUGCAGGCUUGGCAGAGGGCAGAUUAUCUCCGAGUAUUCUGGCUCUGCCUAUCGACAGCCUCAACGCGAGGCGCGGCAGUCUGGAUGGAGGAAGCGGUGAGCAUGACUGGCAAGCUGAGCCUGCAUGAUCUGCCUUCGAAAAUGGUAACGAGCUGUAUCCUUCAUAACAUCCUAGACGCAGAUGUACGCUUGUCACGCAACGGCGCCGGGGGCAAGCCUUUGUCGAAGAAGGCUCAGAAGGAGGCAGAGGCUGCCCAACGUCGGCUUGAGCGCGCCAAGAAGAAGGAGGACAAGCUCAAGAACAAGAGCAAGCGAGUUGGUAAGUUGUUACGCGGACCCUCUUCCGCGUCGAUGUUACGUCUGGGGUACAUGCACUCACAUUUCGGCCUUCACGUAGGAGCUGGGCCCCUCGAUGUGGACAGGCAGUGCGGGGUACCGACAGAGAAAGGCCUAUGCGCUCGUAGCUUGACUUGCAAGACACACAGUAUGAGAGCCAAGCGAGAGGUUCCAGGACGAUCUCAACCAUACGAUGACUUGCUGUUGGAAUGGCAGAAGGCACAUAAUCCCAAUUUUGUAGCAAAAUUGGAAGAGAAGGAGAGGAUGCUGGCUGCAAAUGCCGAAGCGAAAGCAAAAAGAGCAAGGGAAAAGCUCAAGGCAAAGAGAAAGGGCAAUUUAGGCAGAAAGCUCGACGCACAGACUGAUAAAGGCACUGUGCGUGUUUUGAAUGCUGAGGAGGAAGAAGAAGAGGACGAAGAUAUGGACGACGAGCUGGACAGUGUGCUGCAUUCUCUGCGAGAUGCAUCGCGGACCGCAAGCACUCGAGCAUUGCCAAUAAUGGUGCCUGACUUUGCUGGGAUAUAUACCGCGCGACGAAGAAGGCUCAUCAGGUGUCGAGAGCUAUUCAGAACGGCUAUCGGCACUCAACCAAUGCCCUUGCCGAUACCUCCGCCCUUUGCUGUGAAUCACGACAAUACCGUCGCAACACCUAGGAGCCGAGCUCGUAUGAGCGUCAGCCACGGAGCCGGAGGGCCUCUCGUUGGAACACCGAUGCAGAUGCCGGGUGCAAAUUCAGGAGGCAGCAUCCCUAGUUCAGCAGGUUUCUCAGGGCCGCCUCCCAUGGGACCAGGAGCUAUGCCCAUGGCAACUCCUCCGACUGGCGGCAUCCCUUGGAUGCACCACGCAUUCCCUAUUCCACCCAUGCCUGGAAGUGCUGGAAUGGCACCAGGCGCUGGUCAUCCCAACAGCAUGCACCCAAACGGCCCACCUUCGGCAUCAACGGCCCCACCAAACGGCUGGCCUUCUUCACCAAACAGGGCGUUCCCAAUACCUAGCCAAUAG
Molecule: messenger RNA, 1748 nt
Organism: Ceraceosorus bombacis
Lineage: Eukaryota; Fungi; Basidiomycota; Exobasidiomycetes; Ceraceosorales; Ceraceosoraceae
Source: the annotation of a GenBank genome assembly